AUGUUACCCAAGCUUUCCAGUCUGCUUUCGAUUGGCCUCCUGGCCAGCGGAGCUGCAUCCGCGGCUUGCAUCAGAAAGGGCUUCGUCACGGUCAAGGGCACCAAGUUCCAGCUCGAUGGCGAGGACUUCAAUUUUGCUGGUAGCAAUGCCUACUACUUCCCCUUUGACAACAACCAAACUGAUGUCGAGGCCGGUUUGACAGCUGCCAAGGAAGCUGGACUGAAAGUCUUCCGCACCUGGGGCUUCAACGACAAGAAUGCCACUUACACCGCCGGCGGCCUGCCUCAGUACGGCGGCGAGGGCGCCGGUGACACCAGCGUUGUUUUCCAGACGUGGAACAACGGCACUUCCGUUAUCAACAUUGAGGCUUUUGACAAGGUCGUCAACGCCGCUGAAAAGGUCGGCAUCAAGCUGAUUGUCGCGCUCGUCAAUAACUGGGCCGACUACGGUGGCAUGGACGUGUACACGGUCAACCUGGGCGGAAAGUACCACGACGACUUCUACCACGUCCCCGUAAUCAAGGACGCCUUCAAGCGCUACGUAAAGACGAUGGUCACCCGAUACAAGGACUCGCCGGCCAUCAUGGCCUGGGAACUCGCCAACGAGCCCCGCUGCGGCGGCGACGCCGUCCGUAACCUGCCCCGAAGCGACGACUGCACCCCGGAGCGCCUCGGCACCUGGAUCGCCGAGCUGAGCGCCUACGUCAAGUCCCUCGACAAGAAGCACCUCGUGACGUGGGGCGGCGAGGGCGGCUUCAACAUCGAGUCGGACGACUGGGCGUACAACGGCGCCGACGGCAGCGACUUUGACCACGAGCUGGCGCUGCCCGACGUCGACUUUGGCGUGUUCCACUCGUACCCGGACUGGUGGAGCAAGACGGUCGCGUGGACGGAGCAGUGGAUCCGGGACCACGCCGCGUCCGGGCGCAAGGUCGGGAAGCCGGUCGUGCAUGAGGAGUAUGGCUGGUUGACGGCCGAGGCGAGGCUGGCGAACCUCGGGGUGGUGGACGAUACCCCGCGGACGGAGGUUCUGGGCAAGUGGCAGGCGAUUACGCUCGAGGAGGAGAUGCCGGAUCUGUAUUGGCAGUUUGGCUUCUCGCACUACUCGUAUGGCCGCAACCAUAAUGAUGGGUUCACCAUCUAUUUGGAUGAUGCCGAGGCCCAGCCGCUGGUUUACGAGCAUGCCGCCAAGGUCAACGCGCUCUAG
Messenger RNA from Colletotrichum orchidophilum, 1206 nucleotides. RefSeq names its product mannan endo-1,4-beta-mannosidase C. Gene Ontology annotation, molecular function: hydrolase activity, hydrolyzing O-glycosyl compounds. The transcript has 3 exons. Bases 1 to 1206 code for a protein of 401 amino acids. Lineage: Eukaryota; Fungi; Ascomycota; Sordariomycetes; Glomerellales; Glomerellaceae. The record is from RefSeq and is a predicted model, not a curated record.